GCGUGUCGUCUAAAUUCCUCGUCACCGUCGUCUAUACAUUUUGAUCUGAGAGUAUUAAAGAGGUUUCACAGUUCGUUAACCGGAGGAGGGUUCUCCACGACGAACGAUGACGAUCGAAAGAGCUCGAGUCCCGUUGAGCCGGUGGCAACAAGCAGCCGUAGCGGUUGGUUCUGCCGUCGGUGCGUUGGUUAAUCCUCGUAGGGCGGAUCUGAUCGCCGCACUCGGUGAAACCACCGGAAAACCAGCUUUCGAAAUGGUUCUUGAGAGGAUGAAGAAGAGUCCUGAAGGAAGAGCUAUCUUGCUGGACCGUCCUCGUGUUGUGUCGGAGCAAGUAGGUCACGCUUGGGAUCUACCAGACAACACAUUCGGAGCUGCAUAUGCCAAGUUCAUGGGAUCUAGAAACUUCUCUCCAGACGACCGUCCUCCUGUGAGGUUCAUGGAGACGGACGAGCUGGCGUACGUAGCCACGCGGGCACGUGAAGUUCACGACUUGUGGCACACGCUCUUCGGCCUCCCUACGAAUCUGAUUGGCGAGUCGGCGCUGAAAGUGAUAGAGUUUGAGCAGAUGUAUCUUCCGAUGUGCAUGCUCUCUGUGGUUGGAGGAACCGUGAGGUUUAAUGAGAAGCAGAGGUCGAUGUUCUUUAGGCAUUACUUUCCUUGGGCUGUGAGAGCUGGGAGACAGUGUACAGACCUAAUGUGUGUUUACUAUGAGCGUCAUUUUGAUGAAGACUUGGAGCAAGUGAGGAGAAAAUGGGGGAUCAUCACUGCUCCUCAACAUCCUAAGUGAGUGAGUGAUGGGUUUUAGAACCUUUUGAGAAAAGACUUGUACUUGGUUUUACAAUGUAAUUUGUUUUUUUAGACUUUUAGUAUCUGUUUGAUUCAGUGAGAACUUUGGGAAAUAAGAGAGAACUUGAAUGAAGUGUCUUUGAUUCAAAUGCUAUGAACAUUUUUUCAGCAGAAUA
Raphanus sativus (radish) is the source of this 962-nucleotide messenger RNA. Its product is annotated as ubiquinone biosynthesis protein COQ4 homolog, mitochondrial. NCBI's taxonomy places the organism in Eukaryota, Viridiplantae, Streptophyta, Magnoliopsida, Brassicales, Brassicaceae. Gene Ontology annotation, cellular component: mitochondrial inner membrane. Gene Ontology annotation, biological process: ubiquinone biosynthetic process. The coding region runs from base 107 to 787 and encodes 226 amino acids. The record is from RefSeq and is a predicted model, not a curated record. The transcript is spliced from 2 exons.